CUCAGUCGGCGCGCGCAGCGCCAGUGUACGCACGACCGUCGCGCGAGCAGCACGCCGCACCGCGCGGUACGUAGUGAACCAGUGAGCAUGCUGCACGACGCCUGGCCCGGCGCCUGGCACCGCGCCGAAACCAUCGAGCUGGACGCGCUCAUCGCGGAGGUUAACAACAACUGUAUGAAAGAGGGCGAGGCGGAGUGCGGCGACAGCCCGCCCCCGGCUGCCUGCUACCAGGAGCUGCGGCCGGCACACGCGCGCGACAUGCAGCCCUACGCGCUGGACGAGCCGCUCUUCAAGGGCGAGUAUGCGCGCGCGCGCAGCCCCGAGCGCAGCCCGCCGCGCCUACACUACGAGCCCUACGCACCCCCGCCCGCUUACGGCCACGAACACCACGGCGACGGGUCGGGCGCGAGCGGCGGAGCGGGGGUGGGCGCAGGUGGUGGCGCAGGAGCGAUGUAUGCGCGGUGCGGGUACGCCGCCGGCUCACCCUACUUUGGCAACGGCGCGGACUUGCCGCAGGCGCAAAUUUGGACCUCAAGCGCGGGUGGGUCGCCAAACUACAGCAGCAGCGUGUUGGAGGAGUAUGAGCAGGCGGAGAGCGAGGGCGCGAGCGGGAGCGCAGGCGGCGGAGCGGGAGGCGCGCUGCCCGCUUUCAGCGCGCGCUUCGGCAGCGCCUUCGUGCACCGGCAGCCCGCGUACGCGCCGCAGCAGCUGGCCGCCGGCUACCCGCACCAGGAGGCGUGGGCGCUGGACGCGCGCCGGCCGCAGCUGUCCGCCGCCGCCAGCCUCAGUGCCAUCGAGAUGGCGGAGAUUUACACGGUCGGGCGCGAGUGCGUCAACUGCGGCGCCAUUCACACGCCGCUGUGGCGGCGCGACGGCACCGGCCACUACCUCUGCAACGCGUGCGGCCUCUACAACAAGAUGAACGGCAUGAACCGUCCGCUGAAGCAGCCCCGGCGGCUGGUACGUCAGCGGCACGCGGCCGCCCCGCCCGCGCCCGACAUGGGCAGCAAGCGGCCUGGACUGACGUGUAGCAACUGCGGCACCUCCACCACGUCGCUGUGGCGGCGGAACGUGCACGGUGAGACCGUGUGCAACGCUUGCGGCCUCUACUACAAGCUGCACGGCAUCAACCGCCCUCUCGCCAUGAAGAAGGACUCUAUACAGACGAGAAAGCGAAAACCCAAGAAUUCUAUGAAAGGAGAAAGAAAUCUCAGUAAAGGCAAUUCGCACGGUACGCACGGUGUGCAUAGCUCGCACGGCGCGCACAACACGCACGGCACGCACGGCGCACACGGCGCGCACACGCCGCACGCCACCACCAACGCAGUGCCCUCCACUGUCAAACUGGAGAACAUGUUGGAGAGCGGUCCGGGAGUAAUCAGCGUGGGCAACGCGGAGAGCCGCGCGGCGCUGGCGCUCGGCUACUACGUGCAGCACGCCAUCAAGAUGGACGAGCCACCGCCCGCGCACGCCCACUCCGCGCACGCCGCCCACGUCGCGCACGCAGCCCACGCCGCGCACAUGUACGAGGAAGAGUACCGUCGAGCCGAGAGCGGCGAGCGCGGCGCCGCCGUUUCGCUGGCCAGCUGAAUCACUCGCGACACCGUCCGCCCGCACGCCGCUCGGGGGCACGCCGCCGGAUGCAUGCCGCCGGGUACACGCCGGCCAGCGGUCGGUUUUAUCGAAACAUGAGCUAUAGAGAAUAUUUUAUGUUAUUUAUGUAGUCCCUAGUACAAUCGUACCAAAAAUUUGUCUAUGAGCGUGCACGCGCAGGGCCGCCGUGUCCGCGCGGCGUCACGCGGCGUCACGCGGCGUCACGCGGCACGCAGCAGUGGGCAGGUGGGCAGCAACCUGAAGGCGGCGCGCACAAGCUCCCACACAUUCCUAUGUCGUGCUCGGCUCGGCGCAUACACUUAAGACAUAUGUUUAUAAUAAUAUUAGCGAGAAGGCUGUUCGUUGAUAAUAAUUUUUAUUGAUAUUAUUUAGUGAGUAAUUAAACGCUAGUUAACUCCAUGACUUCGAAAGCAUUCCACGAAUUUAUACGAGUGUGUUAGUUCGUGAAGAGAUUGCGCCCCGCUCCGGCCCGCUCCGGUCCGCUCCGGCCCGCUCCGGCCCGCUCCGGUCCGCUCCGGCAAGCUGCCUACCUCUUUAUAAGGUUUAUUUAUAAAUAAUAAAUGUGAAUGUGCUGUGAAAUUAAUAACACAUGUACAAUGACCUCGGCUAGCGAUACUCAAACUCUAAAGCGAUUACCGCGUCGCUAUGAAAGACAAAAAUAAUGGCCAAUGUAAAGUCAUUAUUCAAAAAGUUUUUUUCCGAAAAUAGGUCAGUUCAUGUUGUAAAUAUUGGAAGUCGUUUAUAAUUAUGAAAGACUUUUAGGUUAUUCGCGAGGUGGAGGUGCAAAGCAAGGCAACGUGGUUCUGCAACGUGUAAUACAGACUGUACGUGUAUUUCAUAUUGACCUUUGAUUUUGUGCACUGAUUGCAUAUUGGAAUACAAAAUAUAAUUGCGCCACAUAAUAUAUAUAUAUAUAUAAUGCGUGGGCUCGGGGCGGGGGCGCGUGGGGCGCGGGGCGGUGGGGCGGUGGGGGUGAGGCUGCCCCGCUCAUAGAUCUGAAUCCUCUCUGUUUGAAGCCGAAUUGAUGCUGGUGUCGCGACACGACACAAUGUACCUAAGUAAUAAGAAUAGAGAAUAUUUUUUUGCAUAUUAUUAUGAUAUAGAGUAUAUAGAGAGGGCGCGGGGCUGGCGAGAGGGGCGGGGAGGAGUCACUCCCCGCCGCCCCGCCGCCCGCCUCCGCCCUCUACACGUCUGUGUAAAUAUUUUACAAUAUAAGCAAAAGGAGAGAUAUAAUAAAUCAAAUUUUACA
Messenger RNA from Papilio xuthus (Asian swallowtail), 2863 nucleotides. RefSeq names its product transcription factor BCFI (gene Gata-beta). Gene Ontology annotation, molecular function: RNA polymerase II cis-regulatory region sequence-specific DNA binding; DNA-binding transcription factor activity, RNA polymerase II-specific; zinc ion binding. Gene Ontology annotation, cellular component: nucleus. NCBI's taxonomy places the organism in Eukaryota, Metazoa, Arthropoda, Insecta, Lepidoptera, Papilionidae. Gene Ontology annotation, biological process: cell fate commitment; negative regulation of transcription by RNA polymerase II; positive regulation of transcription by RNA polymerase II. The transcript has 9 exons. The coding region runs from base 88 to 1590 and encodes 500 amino acids. The record is from RefSeq and is a predicted model, not a curated record.